This is a messenger RNA of Cladocopium goreaui, 2985 nucleotides long. The record is from the annotation of a GenBank genome assembly. Lineage: Eukaryota; Dinophyceae; Suessiales; Symbiodiniaceae.
AUGUUCAGACAUAGCGUGGGCCAUGGUGGAAUGUGCUUCAUGUGGCCAUGGAGCUUGGCAAUUGUGCUCACCUUCCCUGCCAUGGCAGCUAUAGUCCCCAGCACCGACAGCUGUGAAUCUUUGAGCCACUGCUCGCCCUCAGAGUGUCCGGUGGUGGGAAAUUCACCAUGCACCUUCACCGAUCCGGGCAUUGAUUGGACGGAGCUGAUUGGAAGCGUUUCAUGCAAGGCGUGCACACAGAGUUCUGAUUCCAGGUGCUCAACGGCUGGCCUGCAAGAAGUCUUUGAUACCGAUUCGACCUCUGCCGUGAAAGCUAUGUACUGUAACGAUAACUUCCUGGUGGUCUGGUCCGCUGGCAAACCUUCCAGCGAUGCCACCCUGGCAGCAAUCCCCAGACCACCGGGCGGCGGCGGAGGCGGAGGCUAUGAGAACGAGUGCGUGACCAGGUCGACCAUCGAACAAUCGCAGACCUACAAGAUCCCACUGACGCCACCCACAGACGAAGCUUAUGAAUGGACCCCGAACCCACCGGCCGGUGCCAGCGGUGUGGGGAAGAAUGGCAUCCCAUUCUACCCAGGAUUGGACAACGGUGGCCACUGGGUCUGGGACGUCUGCGAGGCCGAUAAGUGCAACGCGCACGUCGGCCGCGGCGGCGACUAUCACUACCACGGCGAUCCCAUGGGUACGUCUUGCGUGUACAGCACGGAUGCCUAUAGCAACAAUGACCCCCACAGCGUGAAGAUUGGUUACGCCUUGGAUGGCUACCUGAUCUAUGGCCGCUAUACAGCUUCCGGGCAACCAGGCAUCGAUGUCGAUUUGGACCUUUGCGGUGGUCAUGAACACGAUUCUUUGGGAUACCACUACCAUCCCAGUGUUGAAUCUCGGACAGGCUCCAGUGUGAUGGUCACUGGCACCUACACGGCUUACUACUUAGGACCCAAGAAGUGCUUCAAGGGCAAGGUCAGUAGCAUCAACAACUUCUACGCGGAUGCGACGAAGCCUUAUACCCAAGGUGGCACCGAUGUGGGACAACCCAACUACGACAACACGCUGAAACAGUAUGACGUAAGCUCACGAAGCGACUACGAAGAUCUGAAGCCUUGCUGUUCCAUGACCAACUCCUGGGCAGCCACAGGCAUCAGCUUCGACCAGUCCGGCAACACGGGAAAGGAUGGGACCACUGGCACUGCCAGCGGCGGUGGUGGCACCGGUGGCACCAGUGGCACCGCUGACAAGCUCGGAACCUGCAGUGGCACGGAUAACAAGGGCAAGGCUUGCCCUCCGGACUACGAUGCGGAGCGACCAUGCGACCAUGCCCUCCAGGCUGCACGAGCAGCCCAUAUUCCUCAACCACUGGGAACGCUGGAUCUGGUGGAACCACGGUGCUCCAGCGACCUGGACCUCACAGGAAGAGAACUGACCUGUGGCCAGGCGGAGUAUCCGGCGGGGCAAAACGAGGGCGCCGACGCCACCAUCGCUUGCAGCUCGGGCAGCAUCGAAUGCUUCGUUUUCGCCUCGGUGGGUCUGGUGGGCGGCAGCUGCAGCGGCGACCCCUUUGCGGAGGAUCCCAACGAUCAGUGGGCCUACAUGCCGUUGAGCGUUGGCAACGCCUGUGUUGGUCAGAGCUCCUGUGCUGUCUCAGUGGGCGAUGGCACGUUGAAUGGCCAGGCCACCAGUCCUUCUACGGCUGGCUACGCGAAGAGUAAAUUCAAAGGCAUUGCUUUGUGCUCCACAUCCUCUGCAUCCGUAUCCACCUCUGCAUCCAGCGGGGCCAGCGUUUCGACGACCGGGUCCAGCAGCGUUUCGGAAGCACCGAGCUCAACGACGGGGUCCAUGGAGUCUACGACAGGCACUGAUGCGGAGGAUGGCGAGAGCACUGGGACCACGACCAGAGACAAAUUGGUGACAUCAGCUGGACAAAGUUUCCAGUUUUUGGCCUCAAUGGUGGUUGCAACCCUGGCAACCCUGUCUGUAGCAUGCCGGGCCUUAGGGAUGAUCCACGCCGUUCCAAAAGCCGUUCCAAAAGCCGUCAACGAGACCCUGAGGGUGCGAGCUGGGAUUCCCAUAGACCCGGAAACCCUGGCAAGGUCGCAGCUGUACAAACCUGAAUUGAAGAUGAUCAAGCGACUGGUGGGGCACCAAUUGAUCCAGCAGAACCGGUUGAUGUGGGACGAGAUUUUUUCCUUGCGGCAGAUGCUGUCAGACUUCAAAGACCAGAAUGACGAGCUGUGCAAGGGUCGUCGGCAACAUGCCGACCUUUGCGAUACGCAGCACCGGGAACUUUUGAAGCGACAGGCGCAUUUGUUGCUGAACGAGCUCCGGGCAAAGGCGACGGCCUGCGGACAUGCCUUGGAGGACAUGGUUCCGGAACUCCGUGGCUCGGAGAUCUAUCGCUACCUCAUCAAGGAGGACGUGAAUGGCGCUCCCCCGGCCACGCCCUCCACACGGCCCUCCACCGCUUCAACCAGAUCUUGCACCACCCCGGACUUGAUGCAGAAUCUGGCCACACUCCCAGCGUUGCCAAUGGGCAAAGCUUUAGGAUUAGAUGACCUGGAUGAUGUGGCAUCGGGCAUCAGGGAGGCUCUGGAAGCAGAGCAUCAGUGGCUUCUAGCGAUCAUCGAGGAGGAGUACCAGUUCCUCUCCUUCGAAGAGCAGCGCCGAGUGGCUGCAACCGGGAGUCGAUGGGGGGAGCCCUCCACAGCAGAACUGAAGCAGUUCCUCCAUAGGCUGCAGGAGAUCGCUAGCUCCCCCAGCCUCCGCACCCUGUCCUUGACGGAGGGCGGUUCCAAAGCCGACGCUCCCUCGCUGGGGGGUGCGAACAUUCGACGCUUGCAGGCCUUGAUCUCUAUGAGGCGACAUGGUGGCUUCCUGCAUACCGUGGAGGAGAACAACUCCGUUCCGGAUCCUUCGGCGGUGACCUUUGGGCCAACAGUGAUCGGCCCCAACAGUCAAGAGUUUGAUCCCUUCUUCGGCGACCCCAUUUGA